This is a messenger RNA of Aethalodelphis obliquidens (Pacific white-sided dolphin), 2245 nucleotides long. It is a transcript of the gene RAB34, whose product is annotated as RAB34, member RAS oncogene family. Gene Ontology annotation, molecular function: GTP binding; GTPase activity. Lineage: Eukaryota; Metazoa; Chordata; Mammalia; Artiodactyla; Delphinidae. The record is from RefSeq and is a predicted model, not a curated record. The transcript is spliced from 11 exons. The coding region runs from base 1279 to 2085 and encodes 268 amino acids.
CUGAGCGCUUCACAUCUUGAGCAACUUUAGGGAGGAGGAUUACAGGAUUGCAGUUACACUGCAAACUGGAAUUAAUAUACUGUAGUUAGAUUGACUCAGGUAGAGUGAAGCAAAAUUCUAUAACGUUAGAGCAGAAUUUGCCCAGUCCAACUCCCUCAGACAUCUGUGGAAAUUGAGGUCGAGAGAGGGGACACGGCUUAUUUAUAACACGGUGAUUAGGUGGCGGAAAAAGUCGAGUCAGGCGGAGGGGAAGAGCAAAGUGUCAGAAGAGGUAGGAGGUGGCCACAUUGCCCCUAUGACAGAUUUCAUGCUGUCUUCCCGAUAACACUCUUGAAGAGACUACCAAUUAUUCCAAAUACCCAGAGACCAGAUUUCUCCAGGAUACGCUCGUUCUUCUUGGGAAUAAUUUCAUUCACAGUCCCCUCCCUUUAAGCAGUCUUCUCUUCCUUGAUCCAGUCAUCUUUGUGUCCCCAAAUUCAGUUCCUGACACAGAGCAAGGUUUAGUAAACGCUCGUGUUUUCUUCUUUGAACGACUGUGCUUAUCCCAUAUCACAUCUCCUUUCUGUCCUGCCCCUCCUCUCUUGGAAUCACCCUUGAAGGUGAGAUUUGUUGUGUGCUACCCCCUCUUCUAGCCUGCAGACUGCAAAAAGGAAAAGUCCUGGGGGAGUGGAGGUAGAUUUCAAUGGGGUCAGAGCGAAGAACGCCCAUACCAAAGGAGAGUCCCCAUGUCCCAGAGCGGUGACUUCUCCAAAGGGAGGAAUUCUGGGUCCCCUAGCCCUCCUUUAUCCUCCAUCAAGGGAGGCAGCUUGGUCUUCGGCGCCCCAGGCCCCCAAUCUAACACGGCAGCCUUGGAGGAAAACGCACCAGAUUUCGGACCUCUCUCUCCUUGGUGGUACCUCGUUCCGACCCUGGCACCCCCUCUACGCUCCCCACCACCACCUCCCAGGGCAGAAGGGCGAGUGGGGGCAGACCCUAUGAGUCACGUCCUGGGCCUGGAGUUGAGGAGGGAAGCGCCGCCUCUCCUAGGGCCCCUUCUCUCCCCCUUUCCCCUCCCGCUGGUUCCUGGCGCAGCCAGAUGCUGCGCAGCGAUCACCGAUUCCCCAUCACCAAUUCGACUGGCGUCCCCGAGGCCACGGGCUCCCGUAGGCUCCCCGUGGCCCCGAGUUAUAGUCGGGACCCCUCGGUCGCGGGUGAUUGUUGGGUCUCCACGGGCCCGGGUCGCUGGGGCGGAUCAGGCCUCCGCGCCUUCUCAGGGCGCCCCGCAAGGCCGCAGGCAAGAUGAACAUUCUGGCGCCGGUGCGGAGGGACCGCGUCCUGACGGAGCUGCCCCAGUACCUGAGGAAAGAGGCCGCUUUGCACGUGCACAAAGACUUCCACCCCCGCGUCACCUGCGCCUGCCAGGAGCACCGGACAGGCACCGUGGGCAGAUUUAAGAUCUCCAAGGUCAUUGUGGUGGGGGACCUGUCAGUGGGGAAGACUUGUCUCAUUAAUAGGUUCUGCAAAGACACCUUUGAUAAGAACUACAAGGCCACCAUCGGAGUGGACUUUGAGAUGGAACGAUUUGAGGUGUUGGGCGUCCCCUUCAGUCUGCAGCUCUGGGACACCGCUGGACAGGAGAGGUUCAAAUGCAUUGCAUCGACCUACUACCGAGGAGCUCAAGCCAUCAUCAUCGUUUUCAACCUGAAUGAUGUGGCCUCCCUGGAACAUACCAAGCAGUGGCUAGCUGAUGCACUCAAGGAGAAUGACCCUUCCAGUGUGCUUCUCUUCCUCGUGGGUUCCAAGAAGGACCUGAGUACUCCUGCUCAGUAUAUGCUAAUGGAGAAAGAUGCACUCAAGGUGGCCCAAGAGAUGAAGGCCGAGUACUGGGCAGUCUCAUCUCUCACUGGCCUGAAACUGCUCCCUGUGUCAGGUGAAAAUGUCCGGGAAUUCUUCUUUCGUGUGACGGCACUGACCUUUGAGGCCAACGUGCUGGCUGAGCUGGAGAAAUCGGGGUCCCGGCGUAUUGGGGAUGUUAUCCGCAUCAACAGUGAUGACAGCAACCUCUACCUAACUGCCAGCAAGAAGAAGCCCAUGUGUUGCCCGUGACGGGUGAGGGUACUGUCCAGAGACUGCCCAGCCCUGGGGCAGUGUGCCACCUUUACUCCCCCAGAGCUCAACCCCUGGACAUUUGCACUGACUGUUUUUCCAGACCAAAGAGCUGCCCUUGGUGGCAGUAUCCCCAGAGGUGUAGCUGGGACCAUGCUAG